AUGUAUAGAUGGCUAUACCCGAUGUUCAUACGUAGCCUCAAACGUGAUGUCCAGAUCCAUGAUCUGUACAGAUGUCCGCCGGAGGACAUGUGCGAGACAGUGGUCGCCAAACUGGAAAAAAAUUGGCGAAAAGAGUUAGCAAAACAAUCGCCAAGUUUUAUGUGGGCAUCGAUUAAGACAUUUUCGGGAUCCAUAGUAUUGCCGAUUAUAUUAAUUAUAUUAAAUGAUUGUGUAGUUUUUAACUUGAAUAUGAUAUUGUUGGCCAAAUUGCUGGCAUUUUUUGCCGCACCCGACAAACACAACUAUUUGCAUACCUGUCUGUAUGCCUGUGCCCUGAUUGCUACAACCAUAAUAGCCAUAUCUUUUAACCAUCCAUCGAUGCUACUAUCGUCCAAACUAGCCAUGAAUAUCAGGGUCAGUUGGUGUACACUUAUGUACAAAAAGGCUUUACGUUUGAAACACUCGGCGUUUUCAAAGACAACAAUCGGACAGAUAUUGAAUCUAAUGUCCAACGAUGUCAGCCGUUUGGAAGAAUUUUGCCAACACUUUGCUUUUCUGAUUGCCGGUCCGAUUAAUCUUGCCAUAGGUGUGGCCAUAUGCUGGCAAUACAUCGGUUGGGUGUCAUUCAUAGGACUGGCUAUACUCAUGUGUUUUAUACCAUUCAAUGGUCUAAUGGGCCGAUUGUUUCUCAAGAUUAGGAGAAAAGUUGCUGCACUUACCGAUAACCGGAUCCGUUUGAUGAACGAUAUAAUAACUGGUAUGAGUGUUAUCAAAAUGUAUGCCUGGGAACGACACUUUAGCAAACUUAUAGCCAAUACCCGCAAGAAAGAGAUGAAACAAAUACAAAAGUCGACACUUCUUAAAGCGCUAAACAAAUCCAUAUCCGAUAUCAGCGAUCGGUUUAUCAUAUUUGUCAUAUUAAUAGUCCAUAUACUAUUAGGCGGUAGACUGACCGCCGAAACUGUAUUUAUCUCAAUGUAUAUCUACCAGGGCUUACAAUAUACAAUGACCUAUGGUUUUCCGCUAAUGGUAGGACUGAUUGCCGAAGUGUAUGUCUCAGCUAAACGUAUUCAGACAUAUCUACUAUUAGAAGAAAUUGGAGACAAAAACCAAUUGAAUAAUGAAAACAGUGUCCAAAACAAUGGCAGCGAAAGCAUACCGCUCUUAGCACAUAAUAAACAGCACCGGGAUGUCAAUGAUGAUGACACUAACAAUACUAAUAAAACUAUUAUUGUCGAUAAUUUGCGCGCCACUUGGGAUACAGUGCUUAAAUGGCAAACAAUUAAAGACAUAACUGUUUCGUUAACAUCGGGCGAGUUGUUAGCUGUUAUCGGACCGGUUGGUAGUGGAAAGAGUUCAUUUCUAAUGUCACUGUUGAAUGAGAUACAAGUAACCAGUGGUCGGGUAGCGGUUAGAGGAUCGGUAGCCUAUGCCUCACAGGAAAGUUGGAUAUUUAACUCAACAGUUCAACAAAACAUAACGUUUGGAAAGCCGUAUGAAAUAAAUCGAUUCAAAGAAGUCAUAUCAGUCUGUGCUAUGAAUCGCGACUUAAAGAUGUUUCCGUUCGGCGAGCGAUCUCUGGUCGGAGAAAGAGGUGUUACACUCAGUGGCGGACAAAAAGCUCGGAUAACAUUAGCCCGUGCUCUUUAUAAUAACGCCGAUAUCUAUCUAUUGGACGAUCCUUUAAGUGCUGUCGACACUGAAGUUGCGAAUCAUAUCUUUAAAAAAUGUAUCACUGAAUAUUUGAAAUCAAAAUCAGUGAUUCUCGUCACACAUCAGAUACAGUUCAUCAAAAAGGCCCACAAAAUACUGGUACUACGCGAAGGUCGGCCACUGGCUGUCGGUUCCUAUACAGAGCUUAUGGAAGCGGGCAUUGAUUUUAUGUCACUUAUUAAAGAGGAAGAAAAACCUAUAGUUAAUAAACAACAGAUGAAUGCUGUCAUCAUUACUGACGAUGACUUUAGACAACGAGCCAUAAGUCGUAUAUCUUCACAAUCGGGACAAGAGGCUAACUUUGGUGAUGAUAGUGACGAGAAAAUAGAUGACGAACUUAAGGCUAGCGGAUCGGUUGACUUCCGGAUCUAUUGGGAGUACAUCCGAUCGGGUGCCGGACCCGUACUACUACUUAUUGGUCUAAUAUCGACACUAGUAUCUCAAGGUUUGGAAAACUACACUGAUAUCUGGCUGUCUGAAUGGAUUAAUCGGGACACCAAUAAUAUCAACCAUAAUGUAACUGAUAGUACCAUUAGUGAUGACAACAGAUUCAAUGAAACAGAAAACAUUAAAAUCUAUUCAAUACUUUUGGUGACUAUUUUUGUAUCAUUAAUACUACGGUCGACCACUUGGUUUGUAAUGUGUAUCAAAUCGUCAAUCAAUUUACACAACAGAAUAUUCUAUCGACUAAUGAGAACCAGAAUCACGUUUUUCGACACAAAUCCUGUCGGUCGUAUUUUGAACCGAUUUACCAAAGAUAUGGGAACUGUCGAUGAAAUGUUACCGUUUGUUUCAUAUGAAUCCAAUAAAUAUAUAAUACUCACGUUAGGAUUGUUAACAGUGGUUGCAAUUGUCAACUAUUAUCUAAUUAUUCCGGCCAUCGGUCUAUUGGCCGCUGUAUUAGCUAUUCGUUGGAUUUAUUUGAAAACCAGUCGCGAUUUACAGCGUUUCGAAGGAAUCGCCCGGAGUCCACUGUAUAAUCAUAUGACUACUACACUGAUCGGACUGACCACCAUUCGUGCCUAUCGUGCGGAACAUUUGUUUCGCGAACAGUACUAUCGCUACCAGAAUGACCAUUCGUCUACUUAUUUCAUGCAAUUAGCCGCAUCCCGGUGCUUAGACCUGGCGAGUGGUACGGCAGGUCUAAUCAUAUUUAUGGCAUUGAAUUUAAUAGGAAACACACAAUACGGUAUCAGACAGUCGGCCGAAAUGGAGAAUCAGAUGACAUCAGUCGAGAGAAUUGUUGAAUACUCUAAACUAGAAUCGGAAGGACUGAUCGAUAGUGAGAUACCACCGCCUGAUGAGUGGCCCGACAAGGGAUGCAUUGAAUUCAGACACGUGUACUUGACUUAUGAAAAUUCACCGAAACCUACACUCCAUGAUCUAAAUUGUCGGAUCAAUGGCGGCGAGAAAGUUGGAAUAGUUGGCCGAACCGGUGCUGGAAAGUCAUCCAUAUUGUCGGCACUGUUCCGUAUGCACAAUAUCGACGGCAAUAUCAUUAUUGAUGGUAUCGAUCACAAGACUAUAGGUCUACACGAUUUGCGCAGACAUAUGUCAAUCAUACCGCAGGAUCCCAUUGCUUUCAUCGGCAGUUUACGCAAGAAUUUGGAUCCAUUUGAUGAACAUUCUGAAGAUAGACUGUGGGAAGUACUCGAAGAGGUACAGCUCAAGGAGGCUGUUCAAGAAAUGUCCGGUCAGUUGGAGUAUCAACUGUCCGAAGGCGGCGGUAAUCUGAGUGUUGGUCAGCGCCAACUCAUAUGUCUGGCCAGAGCUAUACUCCGCCGAAAUCGGAUUCUUGUGUUAGACGAGGCAACAGCUAAUGUCGACCACAAGACGGAUGCACUGAUUCAGCGGACAAUUCGUGAAAACUUUGCCGACUGUACUGUACUAACAAUUGCUCACCGAUUGAAUACAAUCAUAGACUCGGAUCGGGUACUGGUUCUCUAUUCCGGACGUAUUAUGGAGUUUGGCGUUCCCUACGAAUUAUUACAGAAUAAUUCGGGAAUGCUUUACAAACUCGUUAAACAAACCGGUGUCCAAAUGUCCAAUCAAUUGAUACGAUUGGCUAAACAAUCG
Messenger RNA from Oppia nitens, 3789 nucleotides. RefSeq names its product ATP-binding cassette sub-family C member 4-like. Gene Ontology annotation, molecular function: ATP hydrolysis activity; ABC-type transporter activity; ATP binding. The transcript has 17 exons. The annotation marks the transcript as partial. The record is from RefSeq and is a predicted model, not a curated record. Gene Ontology annotation, biological process: transmembrane transport. Gene Ontology annotation, cellular component: membrane. Lineage: Eukaryota; Metazoa; Arthropoda; Arachnida; Sarcoptiformes; Oppiidae.